AUGUCCUCCUCCUCCGCCAUGACUAAGAAAGGGGGCUCGCAAGAAGUAGACAAAUCAUCUCCUCCCCAGCAAAGCGCAACAGAAGUGCAAGAACACAGCGCCAAAGCGGACGCAAGCGCAGGCCUGAAUCUGAACAUCUUCGGCGCCCUCUCCGGCGCGUUCGGCAGCAAAAGUGAGAAGGAGACGGCAGCUGACGGAAGCUCGGUUGAGCAGCGUGAGGAGCGGGCGAAGGUGAAGGGCGCCGGAGCGGGCGAUUUGGACGCGCGAGGGGCUGCUAGUGCGGAGGAGAAGGGGCGGGAGAUGCGGCGGGUGGCGGUUAAGGGAGGGGAGGUGUGA
Molecule: messenger RNA, 336 nt
Organism: Baudoinia panamericana UAMH 10762
Lineage: Eukaryota; Fungi; Ascomycota; Dothideomycetes; Mycosphaerellales; Teratosphaeriaceae
Exons: 3
Coding region: 1-336 (111 amino acids)
Source: RefSeq, a predicted model, not a curated record